Messenger RNA from Penaeus indicus, 7011 nucleotides. RefSeq lists its product as uncharacterized. The transcript has 13 exons. The annotation marks the transcript as partial. Lineage: Eukaryota; Metazoa; Arthropoda; Malacostraca; Decapoda; Penaeidae. The record is from RefSeq and is a predicted model, not a curated record.
AUGUACACUCCUCACCCACUGGCGGAAAGGCUGAUGGAACAGGAGAAGUUCACUCUGAAGAAGAUUGUGCUUAUCUGUGAUCAGCAAGAUUCAUUGCUCAGUCGUCUACAUUUGUCACAUGUUUCAAUUUUAUAUAGAAAUAACCUCGACUUUCGAUUUGAUAGAGGUUUCAUAGAGACUUGUAGAUCCUAUCAAAAAGGCACGCUCUUUGUGAUGAUGUCUGGUGUUAGCACUGCUAUAAAUUUGAAACCUGACAGGCAAUGCAGAUAUUUUGGGUGCUUGCCAGCAUUCAAGAGAGUAGAACUUCAAAGAGAUACAGACUCCAGAUUAUAUCAGUUUUUGGUAUCAAGAGCAAAGAUGUUGAGAGAGCACAUAGCUGGGAAUUCCAAUAAAUACAAAGUUUUAUUCACAGACUUGUUACCAUUACAACUAGAUGUUAUAGAAAGAUCUAAUGCUCUCAGUCAUAUGAGAACUUCUGGUCAUGUGAUUCCUAUACUACCAGAAAUUUCCUAUUUAGUGGAAAAUGUGUGUCUCACAGGUGCCGUGGAGAGGUUUAAUAGCUGGGCACGGGAGGAUGCAGCUGCUCAAGGCUUUCAAGAGUGGAGCUGCAUUGAGAAAAUCAGAAAACCACAGUAUGCUAGUAAUGGUAGAACUUUAGUUGCAUGUGUCCAAAGGCACCGGAAAGUGGCGGUUACAUCAGCUAUCCGUAAGACUGUACAAAAGUUAGUUGCAGAUUCUAAUUCUGUUUCAACAAAAUCAGCAGUAAAUAGAUCUGUCUUACAUGAUUCUUCUCAAGUUGCUUUAGUGAGCAAUGCAGUGCUUUCAACUUCAGCAAAGAGUGCUAAUAUUUCAUUGGCAGUCAGAACUGCAGUUAGCACACUGACAGAUUCUACAAGCAAAAUACAAUCUGCUACAAUUGCUUCAGGAACUACAAACAAAAACCUGUCAACAGGCCAAGUUACUGACAAAACAACACUUCAUGUAAUAUGUUCUGCACAGGAUACUCCUGCCAAAUUAGUAGGAUUUGAAGCUACAGCAAAAAUACCAACUAUAGCAAGCAUGCCAGGAGGAUUAGAAACAACUUGUGGAACAACAGUAGUCGUUAACACAGGUGAUUCUGUAGGGGAGAUACCAAUAACAUCAGCUUCAACAAUCGAGGCAGAAAUCGCAACAGAUUCUCCCAAUGAAACAAAAGCUUCUUCAGACACCUCAGUAAGCACAGCAUAUUGUACAAGCAGGGCAACAGCUACAACUACUGCUUCAGGAAGCAGCAUGUCUACCAUGAAAUCAGUUUUUACAAACAACACGCCAAUCACUACAUCUUCCACAAGUAAGGAACUCAUUACAACAGCUAUAAGCAUUGCUCCUGCUACAACCAGUGUUUCAACAAGCAAGACACCAGCUCCAGAAACAUCUUGUACAAGCAAAAUGCAAACUGCAACAAAAGCUUCUUCAAACAAGACAUCAACUACAACAAUAGAUUCUCUGAAAGAAAUGAUCAAGACGGCAGACACACCAAGAAGCAAUGCACAAGUCACAACUCUUACAAGUGAGACACCAGCUCCAUCAACAGCAAAAGCAUCGACUACAUCACCCACUACAAGUAAGGCAACAACUACAACACCCUUUACAAGCACGAUGCCAACUACAUGUACAAGCAAGCAAUGUGCCAACUACAACAGCCUCUACAAGCAAUGUGCCAACUACAACACCCUCUACAAGCAAUGUGCCAACUACAACAGCCUCUACAACCUCUACAAGCAAUGUGCCAACUACAACAGCCUCUACAAGCAAUGUGCCAACUACAACAGCCUCUACAAGCAAUGCGCCAACUACAACAGCCUCUACAAGCAAUGUGCCAACUACAACACCCUCUACAAGCAAUGUGCCAACUACAACAGCCUCUACAAGCAAUGUGCCAACUACAACACCCUCUACAAGCAAUGUGCCAAUUACAACACCCUCUACAAGCAAUGUGCACAACUACAAGCACCCUCUACAAGCAUAAUGCACAACUACAACACCCUCUACAAGCAAAGGCACCAACUACAACACCUCUACAAGCAUAAUGCCAACUACAACAUCCUCUACAAGCAUAAUGCCAACUACAACACCCUCUACAAGCAAAUGCCCAAAUACAACACCCUCUACAACAAGGCGCAACUACAACACCCUCUCAAGCAUAAUGCCAAUACAACACCCUCUACAAGCAAGGUGCCAACUACAACACCUCUUACAAGCAAGGUGCCAACUACAACACCAUCUACAAGCAAGGCAACCAACUACAACACCCUCUACAAGCAAGGUGCCAACUACAACACCUACAAGCAAGGCACCACUACAACACCCUCCUACAAGCAAGGCGCCAACUACAAACACCCUCUACAAGCAUACAAGCAACACCCUCUACAACAAGACACCAACUACAAACCCUCUACAAGCAAAGCACCAAAUACAACACCCUCUAAAGCAAGGCGCCAACACAACACCCUCUACAAGCAUAAUUCCAACUACAACACCCUUACAAGCAAUGUGCCAACUACAAACCCUCUACAAGCAAGGUGCCACUACAACACCCUUACAAGCAAAGCACCAACUACAAACCCUCUACAACAAGGCACCAACUACAACACUCUCUACAAGCAAGACACCAUCUACAACACCCUCUACGAGCAAGGUGCCAUCUACAACACCCUCUACAACAAGACACCAACUGCAACACCCUCUACAAGCAAGACACCAACUGCAACACCCUCUACAAGCAAGACACCAACUACAACACCCUCUACAAGCAAGGCACCAACUACAACACCCUCUACAAGCAAGGCACCAACUGCAACACCCUCUACAAGCAAGACACCAACUACAACACCCUCUACAAGCAAGACACCAACUGCAACACCCUCUACAAGCAAGACACCAACUACAACACCCUCUACAAGCAAGACACCAACUGCAACACCCUCUACAAGCAAGACUCUGACUCUAACUUCUACAAGUAUGAUGCUAGCUACAACCAUUUCUACAAGCAAAAUACAAGCUACAGCAACAACUAAAAUCAAGACACCAACUACAACAACAGCUUCAUCAAGCAAGACACCAGCUACAACACUCAUUUCUACAAGCAAAACACCAGCUAUAAUAACAUCUACAAACAAGUCUCUAUCUACAACACCUACAAAUAAGACCUCAGCUGCAACGCCUGCAAGCAAGACACUGGCGGCUACAAGUGCCUCCCCUGAUGAGACAAAAACUAUAACAGAAGCAUCUACAAGUAAAUUAUUAAUCACAGCUUCUACAUCUACAGAUAGUAUGUCUGCUAGAAUAGCGGCAUCUAAAAAGCUAUUAAUUGAAGCACCCUCGGCUUCAGUAAACGAGACACCGUAUGCAAAGCAAAGAACAGUUGCUGCACCAUCAAAAUCUGCCAAUAGACUGCUCAUCUCCACUGUGUCAAAUUCCAUUGAUAGAAUAAUCACCAGCAGUUCCAGCAAGACAUCAAACACUUCCCUUCAAGGACCUGUGAUGGGAACACCAGUUGCCUGUGAGGAUUCAACAAAGACAGUUCUGAAAGCAUCCGACAACAGAUCAGAUGGCCCUGCAUUGACGACAACUGCUUCAAUGACAAGGGCCACAAGGAGGGUACCAGUGGCUGCUCCUUCGGGUUCUUCAGGCAAGACGCCAACCAGCUCCCCAUUACAGAUUAAUAAAGAAACCCCAUCCAUUUUAAAAAGUUCCAGAAAUGUUAGCAAGCCAAAUGAAGGUACUGGAGAACCCUUCUUUAAGAAUAUAGUUAUCCUCGGCAACAUCAUGUACAAAAGAGUUCUUUCCAAAUUAAAUUCAGCCAGGGUCAUUGUCCUAGCAGAUGAGGAUAUAAGACUGUCAACCAUUCCAGACAUUAUAAGUAGAAAUGUGAAUGAACAGACAAAGAACUCGCUGUGGAUCUUAGCACUGGGAAUCUAUGAUUUUGUUGAGUUUGAACCCUGUUCAUCCUGUAAGAGGUGCUUUACCCCAAUGUCCUCCCUCACGUUCAGAGAGUGCAAGAACAGUAAGAGAAUGAAGGACGUGGUAAGGAUCAUGCUGCAUCUUAGCCAGAAAAUGAAAGAAUCAGUGCAGAGGAAACUUGGGAGCCAUGGCGUGGUGGUCGUAGUCCCUCCCAUACCUGCAACUGUGAUCGAGGAAGAGAGUUUCCCGGUUCACUCUGACCUCCACAAAGUAUGUGAAAUGAGUAAUGGGUAUUGCACCCCAAGCAAAAUUUUAAACUGUUUAUAUGCUAUUUUUAAUGCAUAUUGUAAUGCAUUGCACAUAGAUGAAGAUUUCAUUAACUGUGGAAUGUCACCACAUGUGAUUAUGCAGUACAGAGAAGCACUGAAUGGGAGGAACCUAGUGCCGGUAAUGGAUUUGAAGGAUUACUCUUAUGUAACUAAAGCAUGGAUAGUGAUGAUGAAAGUGAUUAUCCAAAUGGCCCUGAAAAUUACAUCAAGAAAACUAUUAUCUCAGGGGUUAAUAGAGGAACCCUGCCCCACACCAGUGACUGAGCAAGGGAAGCCAGAGUCCGAUUCCCCACCAGCGGCCGUUUCCCAACCAACAGAGCUGGAAGGUUGGAAUCAUAAGUCCACAGCAGCAUCCACCAAAAGUCCUUCAGAGCUGAAGAAACUUGUCUCUAGCACUACACCUGCUAUGGCCUCGAUGUCUGCAAGACAAGGAAAAUCUAGUCCCAUGGAGCUUCUUGAGAAAAAAAAUUCAAACUGCACAUUGGCAACAGCAGCCCUCUUAGAUCCUUCAGAACACGAUAAUUUGAACCUUAAAUCUGCACCAAAACAAGCCGUAAAAUGUUUAGAGAAUGAAAGAUCAAACACAAACUCCACAACAAAGAAUUUAGAGCAGGAGGAAAUGGUGAAUAAAUUGAAAUACAACUACAGUGAUAUCAUUAUCAUUGGAUCCAAGCACAAUUUUGAACAGUUGAAAAACAUGGAUCUGGAUUUGCCAAUACAUUUCAUUGAGCAGAGAAUAUACUUCAGUGACUUCAACAAAUUUACAAUCAAAGAACAUCAAAGGAGGUGGCCACACCAUGCUCUCUGGGUAUUACUGGCGGACUUGCAUUCAGUCUUAUACACUCCUACUCUUGCUGGGCCAAAAUGUGCUGCGGCAAAAUGUCAGAGUCCUGUACUGUGCUAUGACCUGAAAAGUUCAUAUUCUUGUACUCGAGUCAAGAAGGACAUUAGUGUAAUCAUUAACCGAGCUAAGGAUUUCAUCUGGGAUUCAAGAAAGUACUUGGGGAAAGGUUCCUCCCUGGUUUUAGCCCCCAUACCCCCAGAUUCUGUCAUAUGGGCAGGGGCAAGCUCUCACUGCACUCAUAACUACAUCCACACAGUAAGUGAAAAGCAGUUGAACAUCUCCUUUCUCAUCGGUCAUUCACAGCUGUGGAAUGUAUACAGUACUGCUCUUAUAUCAGAGUGGAUUUCAAUGUUAGAGGACUUGUCUCUUAAAUCAGAACAGAGAGCUAUGCUGAAAAAGUACCAUAGUGAAAGGAAACUUGUAUUGCACUUCAUAGAUAUUCUGAAAGAUAUUUCAAAGGAUGAGGUAUUAUUGGGAGAUUGGAAUGACCUUGUGAAAAAUAUGCUGUUUUGCUUGAUGAAUGCAGAGGAUCCUGAAGUAACACCAGUCAAGGAAGUGUCAAUAAUCUAUGAAAGCAACCCUCGAGAUCAGGCAAAGAAGUCAGCCAGUUACCCAGUGAAAGUGCAGACAACUCUGAAUGAAGUACUGGAAAAAACACUUACAGAACAAUGUGGGAAUGGUGUUGAAAUCGUAUCACCUAAGCCUAGUUGCGAAGAGCAUCAGAACACAAGGACAAGUGUUUCACCAGUGCCCAAGAAGCAGUCGGAGGGUUGGACCAAACCUGCAGAACAGGAUCCUCGCAGAUUGACAAAGGCUGGGGAAGGAAGCAACGCCCAAGAGGAGGAAGGGAACAACAUUGAGAUAGGAAUCCCUGUUUGUCUUGAAGCUGAAAAUAUGUCUGUUAAAGAACCAAGUCUUCAUGAAAGAGGCACAAGAUGGGACAAGAAAACUCCUGGAAUAAGAGGACAUUCAUGCACUGAGAAGAAAAGGAUCACUUCUGGAAAUUCCAGGCUUCAUGUUGUUAUAGGACAAGCAAAGAAAACUCAUCCCCAAAAGUGUUCAGUUCAGUCAAAUAGUGUAAUGAGUAAAGCACACAAUAAGUUGAUACAACACUCUGUAGCACUGGAAAAAUGCAUGUUGAGUCCAACAGAAAAAGGAACGUUUGUGAAUUCUUUCAUUCCUGGCAGCCCACUCACCCAGAAAGGUAACGACCUAGAAAAGGCAGCUGAACUGACUCCUUGUGAAAACCAGGAGGAGAUAUCAGAUGCUGGGCAGACAGGGGCUGAUUCAUCUCUAACAACUGCUGUGGAGUCAUCUUGCGAAUCUGCAAAUACUGACAUCAAUCAGCAGAUGAAUAGAAAAGCAAUUUCAAUAAAGAUUCGGAAAAUACCUUCUGUAAGUUGUUCAAAAGGAUCUGUAGAAGAUAAAGGACCCCAAGCAUGGGAAGUUGUUCCUGCUGUGAAGGGUAAAGCUAAGAAGUCCAAUUGUUCAGCUGUUAAUGAAAAAGGUAAUCCUUCUGAACUUGCAAUCCCGUCUGACAAGCAGAGUAACACCUCGCAGUGUAUAGAUUCUAAAAUUCCUGCCAGUCUUUCAAAACUUGUCCAGCCAGACACAAUCAGCCGGCAAGACUGUGCUCCCCAAGAAGGCACAAUAGAGGAAAAACAGUUGACCAAGCAGGAGUUACCUUUAUAUCCUACCAAGAAAGAUGAAAAAGCUCCAACAGCUUCUAAAAACCUCCUCAAAGAAGGAGGAAGCACGAGAACAUCAGCUGGAAACAGGUGUUGGAUAACUAUUGAGAAUAUUAAUCCUCAUUUUAAAGAUAGUGAUGUCAAGAAUCUCCUGGAAGUGUGUGGGUCGGUUGAAUCCCUUAAACGUCCAGUCACACAGUUUGAUAAG